CCCUGGGGGGCCUCACGGCGGCCGACUGCCCCCCCCGGCCGGCCAGCGCCCGGGCUUUUUCUGCUGCCUCCCUCGGACCACUUAGUCUCAACCUCCGUGUUGUUUCCAGUACUAGAGGCUCACUUUAUCGCUUCUUGCUGUCUUUUCUUCAAGAAUGCAACAUGACUGAGGAUUCUCAGAGGAACUUUCGUUCAGUAUAUUAUGAGAAAGUGGGGUUUCGUGGAGUUGAAGAAAAGAAAUCAUUAGAAAUCCUCCUAAAAGAUGAUCGUCUGGAUAUUGAGAAACUCUGUACUUUUAGUCAGAGAUUCCCUCUCCCGUCCAUGUACCGUGCGUUGGUAUGGAAGGUGCUUCUAGGGAUCCUACCUCCACAUCAUGAGUCCCAUGCCCAGGUGAUGAUGUACCGUAAGGAGCAGUACUCUGAUGUCCUUCAUGCCCUGAAUAUCGUUCGCUUUGUCAGUGAUGCCACACCUCAGGUUGAAGUCUAUCUCCGCAUGUAUCAGCUGGAAUCUGGGAAGUUGCCUCGAAGUCCCUCCUUUCCACUGGAGACAGAAGAUGAAGUAUUUCUUGCCAUUGCUAAAGCCAUGGAAGAGAUGGUGGAAGAUAGUGUUGACUGUUACUGGAUCAUCCGAUGCUUUGUGAACCAAUUAAAUAACAAGUACCGGGAAGCUUUACCCCAACUGAUGAGGAAACUGAAGCACAGAACACCAAAGGUGUUUGAACAAUACUUGAAUUUGGAAGAUAGCAGAUUGCUGAGUCAUCUGAAGACGUGUUCUGCACUGUCCAAGCUUCCCUAUGAUCUCUGGUUUAAGAGGUGCUUUGCUGGAUGCUUGCCUGAAUCCAGUUUACAAAGAGUUUGGGAUAAAGUUGUAAGUGGAUCCUGUAAGAUUCUAGUUUUUGUAGCUGUGGAAAUUUUAUUAACCUUUAAGAUAAAAGUAAUGGCAUUGAACAGUGCAGAGAAGAUAACAAAGUUUCUGGAAAAUAUUCCUCAAGACAGCUCAGAUGCGAUUGUGAGCAAGGCUAUUGACUUAUGGCACAAACACUGUGGGACUCCAGUACAUUCAUCCUGAACAUACCUGAUGGUUGUGCCUUGGAGACUGGUGAGACAGGACCCUUAUGGACGACUGACUCAGCUAUGAGACCUGCAGGAGCCUGAGUGGCAAGUUGGAUUCUCUACCACACCCCCAAGAGAUGAAGGAGACAAUGAAAUUAUGGAAUUACAAUUCUGAGAAUUCAGUCCCUCCCUAAUGUGGAAAGAGUCUAUUGAGAAAAAGUGCAGAGCAAACUGAGUUGCUGAAACUAGCUGUUCUGAACAGUAACAUAUCCAAGAGUAUUUAAUUUUUUAAAAUGAAAUAUAGUCAGAAGAAAAUUUCUUAAAGCUGGUUACAGAUAAUACUUUAAAAAAAUGAUUUGUGGCUAGCCAUCCUUUGAGUAUCACUUCUGCCCCUGAGAAAUUUUAAGUCUGCUUGGGGGUAUAAGAAAAACCCACGAGAAGGAAUUUCUGCUCCAUUUGUCUGCUAUCUUGUGAUCUUAGGAGGUAUGUGAAAUUCGUGAGAAGUCUUGAAACAAAAAUAAUUUUAUUUCAAUUUAUGAGUCACAUAAAUUGAGUCUUUCCCAUAAAAUAGAGUGAUGUUAUUGAAUUCCAACUCCAGAAUAAGGAGAAAAAAGGAUUAGCAGUCUCUCAACAAGGGGUAGUUUCAUGGUACUUGCUCCUCUUUACUUACCUCUUAAAUGCUGGGAGGAGAUGUAGCUGAGAGCAUCCUCCCCAGCACCCCUGGGGAGGGGUGAGUGACAGGGGCCCUUGAACUCUUGGAAAGGAGGGAGACUUAGGGAAUCGAAGUUCCUUUUCACAGUUUUGAGGGGAACAAGAUGACCUUCGAGGGAGCACUAUUACUACUGUGCUGUGAAAAUGAAAAACACUUGUUUUGCGAGUGUGUUCUGUCAGACCCAGUUUGGUAGACCCUUUCUGGCUAUAGGCAGUGGGGCAAGGCUUUAUUUUUUAAGUGAGUCAAUCUGAUACCAUCAAGAGUUUUCCUUAUUAGAAAACUAAGGGAUCUAUUUAGCACACGGAUUUUUUAAGGUCCACUGUAAGGACAGUGGUGGUGUAGGUGAAGAUUCAAUUUCAUCUUAAUACUAGAAUUAUAUUUUGCUGUGGGCCAAGUAUUUUGAAAAUGUUUUUGCCCACUGCCUUUGGGAAAGGAAAGCACAACCCCUGAUGAAAAUAUCUGCAUGUUCUCUUUACUCAAACAGUUUUUUCAGGAUGCUGCAGAAUUUUUCCUUGAUGUUAAAGCCCUGCCGGGAUUCUGUUCUGUCCACAUGGUCAUAGCUAAUGUGUGGGGUUCUCCUUCUCCCUUGGAAAACUGGGACUUGACAUGACUAAACUUAGUUUCUAGUUCUUUUCUUCUACAGUGUCUUCAUAAGUCCUGGUGAGAAUGGUUCUAAAUAUGCUCUGUAGGAGCUGUUGGGGGCCAAGGUGGGUGGGAGUGGCUUUUACCCGAUGACAAAUCAGAAGCGCAAAUUGUAACACUGUACAUGCAGGUGUGUGGGUGUGUCUGAGGAUGCUUCAGAAAACAUAGGCAGAAUGAAGGAAGUAGGUUUUUUGGUUAAUGGAAAGUUUGCCUGGAAAUCGUGGGACCAUACUCAAAGCACAUGAUGUGAGAAAACUCUGAAGGCCAUUGUCCUCUGGUCCUCGGGUGUGAGAUUUGCUCACCUAUCUUGAAUUCUUAAGAAUCCUUCUUUGAAGAUGUGGUACAUAUACACAAUGGAAUAUUACUUGGCAAUCAAAAAAGGUAAACAUAUACAAUUUGCAGCAACAUGGAUGGAGCUGGAAGGGAUCAUGCUCAGCGAAAUAAGCCAGAAAGAAAAAGAAAAGUACCGGUUGGUCUCACUCAUAGCAGGAAUCUAGAAAACCUAAAUAAGGGACCAGGAAAAAGAAUAACUAUAAGAAAGAAAAAAUCAAAAUCAACAAACAACUAUGAACC
Molecule: messenger RNA, 2978 nt
Organism: Talpa occidentalis (Iberian mole)
Lineage: Eukaryota; Metazoa; Chordata; Mammalia; Eulipotyphla; Talpidae
Gene: TBC1D7
Product: TBC1 domain family member 7
Exons: 10
Coding region: 162-1067 (301 amino acids)
Biological process (GO): activation of GTPase activity; negative regulation of TOR signaling
Molecular function (GO): GTPase activator activity
Source: RefSeq, a predicted model, not a curated record